Messenger RNA from Malassezia pachydermatis, 2136 nucleotides. Its product is annotated as wd40 repeat-like protein. Gene Ontology annotation, molecular function: protein binding. NCBI's taxonomy places the organism in Eukaryota, Fungi, Basidiomycota, Malasseziomycetes, Malasseziales, Malasseziaceae. The transcript is spliced from 2 exons. The coding region runs from base 1 to 2136 and encodes 711 amino acids. The record is from RefSeq and is a predicted model, not a curated record.
AUGACAGAUACGCUUACGCGUCCUCCGGAGAACGAUACAUGUGGCGACCCAUCGAAGGACAACAGCAAGCCUUCGACUAUUACGUCUCUGAUUUCUCGCUCAGAGAAUCUAUGUGUGCGACACCAACGCAUGGCGGAUGAAGGCGCGAAUGCACGCUUGCAAAAGUCUAUCGAUGGAUUGUCUCUCGACGAGAAAGAGGCUGUGAACACUGUAUGGUCGCUUUUUUCCUCAUCGCCCCACUCGCGUCGCGCCCUCAUUUUGCGUGGUCUUCUGACAAUGUGCUGUUCUAGCCAGCUUUCUCUUCUUGCUUCUGAGGUCGCGAUGGCUGUGCGUAUGGACCCUUUCUCUCUUUUCCCCCGCGAAGUGUCUUUGCGUAUUCUUGGCUACUUGGAUGCCAUCAGCCUAGGCCGCGCUGCCCAGGUGAGUCGGCUCUGGCGUUCGCUCGCGGAUAACGAUUUGCUAUGGCGCAACAUGUGUGAGCAGCACAUUGAACGCAAGUGUGAGAAGUGUGGUUGGGGCUUGCCUCGCUUGCCGGACAACCGAGGGCGCACGGGCGACCCCACCAUGAUUCUUUCCAGCUCGACAAGCACGAAGGACGACGAGUACCGCAAAGCGGCCUCUGCAGUAUCAGACGGCAAUUUACGGCGUACUAUUACUGCUGCAGCAAAUGCAGCAGCGAUUGAGAAGCGCAAAAACUCGGUCACCCGUGAGUCGUCUCGCUCCUGCUCGCCCUGCGAGGAUGAUCACGAGAAGAAACGUGUGCGUACAUCAUCGCCCAUUACUCGCCCAUGGAAGGCCGUGUACUGCGAGCGUCUUGCUAUCGAGCGAAACUGGCGCUAUGGUCGUUAUCGCGUUCAGGUGUUGCGUGGACACACGGAAGGUAUCAUGUGCCUUGCCUUCCGUGAGAAGUUGAGUCAGCUGCCUUAUCCCGUCUUGGUGACGGGUGGCUAUGAUCGGACCAUUCGUGUAUGGAACUUGGCCACGGGCGAAACGCUUCGCGUGCUUACGGGCCAUGCACGUGGCGUGCGCUGCCUCCAGUUCGACGACGUGAAGCUUAUUACGGGCUCCAUGGACCGUACGUUGAAGAUCUGGAAUUGGCGCACAGGGGAGCUGUUGCGUACGCUAGAGGGCCACACGGAGGGUAUUGUGAGUUUGUGCUUUGAUGACAAUAUUCUCGUGAGUGGCAGUGCGGACAGCAAUAUUCGUGUUUGGAACUUCCAUACGGGUGAAUGUUUCCCGCUGGACGGACACCGUGACUGGGUCAAUGCAUUGCAGCUGUGGUCGGGUCAUAAUCAGCUGACCAAGUCGCUGGAUAUGUUCCUAUUUUCCGCAUCCGAUGACUUCACUGUCCGGCUAUGGGAUCUGCAACAUCGUGAAUCCAUCAUGGUCUUCCGUGGCCAUGUCGGCCAAGUGCAGUCUAUCAAAGUCGUGACCAUGGAUGUCUCGACGAUUCGCAAACUUGCUCGUGGCUCGACGCGUGUGCUGGGCACGACCGAGUACGACUCCGACUCUAGUGAUGAGGGCGGCACGCCCAAAGGGCAAGCAACGCCGCUCUCCACCUCGUUCACCAGCCAGGCAGCCGACGUAUCGAAUCUGCCUGAGCACUUUUUCCAGUCAGCAGGGCCAAGCACACGGCGUGCCACCUCGUCGCAUGCGCGUCGUAUCCCAUCGACCUUGGUGCGUGUGCAUGAGCGCCUGAGCGCGGCGGGACUUGUGCCUGCUCUUUCUCGCUACUCGACGUUGGCUGACGUGGAAGAUGGCAUCUUUGACGGGUCCGAAGACGACAAGGAAGCUGUGCCGAGUUGCAAGACCAAGCGACCUGUGCUGGUCUCUGGCUCGCUUGACAACACGCUGAAGCUCUGGGAUAUUCGGACUGGCCGCUGCUUCUAUACGCUCUUUGGCCAUGUGGAAGGUGUGUGGUGUGUGGAUGUGGAUACGCUGCGCAUCGUGUCGGCCUCGCAUGAUCGCACCAUCAAGAUUUGGGACCGCGAUACUGGCCAAUGUCAAACGACGUUGGUCGGCCAUCGUCGUGCUGUAACGACGUGUGCCUUGGGCGACGACAAGAUUAUUAGUGGCAGUGAUGAUGGCGAUGUGCGUGUAUGGAGUUUCUGUCCCCCCCGCGAUGCGCCGGCGUGA